Molecule: messenger RNA, 2934 nt
Organism: Perca fluviatilis (European perch)
Lineage: Eukaryota; Metazoa; Chordata; Actinopteri; Perciformes; Percidae
Product: metabotropic glutamate receptor 8-like
Exons: 15
Coding region: 316-2907 (863 amino acids)
Biological process (GO): regulation of synaptic transmission, glutamatergic; G protein-coupled glutamate receptor signaling pathway
Cellular component (GO): membrane
Molecular function (GO): adenylate cyclase inhibiting G protein-coupled glutamate receptor activity
Source: RefSeq, a predicted model, not a curated record
AGAGCUGAGAGUGUGUGUCGCUCCAUGUGCAUGUUUUAAUUACACAGAGAGAGAGAGACACAGACAGACAGACAGACAGACAGGCAGGCAGACAGACAGGCAGGCAGGCCAGUCUUUCACUGACUGACUGGAGGAGCCGAGCCGCAGUUUCACAUCCGAGGGACUCACCGGGCGCGGGGGAGAGUUUACCGGAGCAGACCGGCGGGUUCGAGGAGUUUUGAGCGGGAUCCGACCUGACAUCAGACCGGGAGGAGACGGGACUCCGCUCCGGUGUCCGCGGCAGGAUGAACAGUCUCCCCUAAACGUCCCCUCAGCAUGACAUCAUCAGGCCCCUCCCCCUCCUCCCCCUCCUCCUCCUCCCUCCCCCCCCACCGCUGUCAUCAUCCUCAUCCUCACGUCUCGUUCUGGAUUGGUCCGUCCUCCCUGUGGCCCCGCCUCCUGCUGUCUCUCUGGCUCUGGAUUGGUGGACCGCCAGUCCAGGUGAGCGCCGCCCCCCACCAGCACUUCCACCCCCACUCCAUAAAGCUGGCCGGUGACAUCACCCUGGGGGGGCUGUUCCCCAUCCACUCGCGCGGGCCCCACGGCCUUCCCUGCGGCGAGCUGAAGAAGGAGAAGGGCGUACACCGUAUGGAGGCCAUGCUGUACGCGCUGGAUCAGAUCAACAGUGACCCGGAGCUGCUGCCCAACAUCACGCUGGGCGCCCGCAUCCUGGACACGUGCUCGCGGGACACGUACGCCCUGGAGCAGUCGCUCACCUUCGUCCAGGCGCUGAUCCAGAAAGACACGUCCGACAUCCGCUGCUCCAACGGAGAGCCGCCCAUCAUCCGAAAACCAGAGAGGGUGGUGGGAGUGAUCGGCGCGUCGGCCAGCUCCGUGUCCAUCAUGGUGGCCAACAUCCUCAGACUGUUUGAGAUCCCUCAGGUGAGCUAUGCAUCGACGGCUCCGGAGCUCAGCGAUAACAACCGGUACGACUUCUUCUCCCGGGUGGUUCCUCCGGACUCGUACCAGGCUCAGGCCAUGCUGGAUAUCGUCAAAGCGCUGGGCUGGAACUACGUGUCCACGCUCGCCUCCGAGGGAAACUACGGAGAGAGCGGAGUGGAAGCCUUCAUGCAGAUCUCCAGAGAGGCCGGCGGGGUGUGUAUUGCUCAGUCGGUGAAGAUUCCCCGCGAGCCAACAGCCGGAGAGUUUGACAAAAUCAUCAAACGUCUUAUGGAGACGAGUAACGCCAGAGGAGUGAUCAUCUUCGCCAACGAGGACGACAUCAAGCGCGUCCUCCUGGCGGCGAAGCGGGCUAACCUGACGGGUCACUUCCUGUUUGUGGGGUCGGACAGCUGGGGAGCGAAGAGUUCACCAAUCACAGAGCUGGAGGACGUCGCCGAGGGCGCCGUGACCAUCCUGCCCAAACGGGUUUCAAUAGAGGGCUUCGAUCAGUACUUUGUGUCUCGUUCUCUGGAGAACAAUCGUAGGAACAUCUGGUUUAACGAGUUCUGGGAGGACGACUUCAGGUGUAAACUGACCCGACCUGGAAUCAAACUGGACCCCGACAAGAAGAAGUGUACAGGCGAGGAGAGGAUUGGCCGGGACUCGUCCUACGAGCAGGAGGGGAAGGUCCAGUUUGUGAUCGACGCUGUUUACGCCGUUGCUUACGCUCUACACAACAUGCACCUGGAUCUGUGUCCCGGCAGCUCCGGAGUCUGCAGCAACAUGGACCCCGUGGAGGGCCGCUUGCUGCUCGACUACAUCAGAGCCGUCAAAUUCAACGGGAGCGCAGGUACGAGCGUUUUGUUCAACGAGAACGGAGACGCUCCCGGUCGUUACGACAUCUUCCAAUUCCAGAUGACCAAUCACAGCCUUCCUGGUUACCAUGUCAUCGGCCAGUGGACCAAUAACCUGAAACUCAACCUGGAUGAGAUGCAGUGGUCUCGAGGAGAUCGAUCAGUUCCAGACUCCAUCUGUAGUUUCCCGUGUAGACCAGGAGAGAGGAAGAAGAUGGUGAAAGGAGUUCCCUGCUGCUGGCACUGCCUCCAUCGCCAUCCUAUCCUGCCCACCGUGGUGAUCACCUUCAUCCGCUUCAACGCACCUCGUCAGGGCGUGGUGGAAACUCAGUUCGUUCUGCUGACAGUCUCUGCAGGUAUCUUCCUGAUCUACCUGAUCACCUUCCUGAUGAUAGCGGAGCCCGGUGCGGUGGCGUGUGCGUUCCGGCGCCUCCUGCUGGGCCUCGGCAUGGCCAUCACCUACUCCGCCAUGUUGACCAAAACCAACCGCAUCUAUCGCAUCUUCGAGCAGGGCAAGAGGUCGGUGACGCCUCCCAAAUUCAUCAGCCCCACGUCGCAGCUCAUCAUCACCUGCAUCCUCAUCUCCGUCCAGGUCCUCGGUGUGUUUGUGUGGUUCGCCGUCGUCCCUCCUCACACCAUCAUCGACUACGAGGAGCUCCGCCCCCCGAACCCGGACCAGGCUCGAGGCAUCCUGAAAUGUGACAUGUCUGACCUGUCAAUCAUCUGCUGCCUCAGCUACAGCAUCGUACUCAUGGUAACGUGUACGGUGUACGCAGUGAAGAGUCGCGGCGUUCCGGAGACGUUUAACGAAGCGAAGCCGAUUGGAUUCACCAUGUACACCACCUGCAUCAUCUGGCUCGCCUUCGUACCGAUCUUCUUCGGCACCGCCCAGUCUUCGGACAAGAUGUUUAUCCAGACAGCCACUCUGACCGUCUCCAUGUCCCUCAGUGCGUUCGUCUCUCUCGGGAUGCUCUACCUGCCCAAGGUGUACGUCAUCAUCUUCCACCCCGAACAGAACGUCCAGAAGAGGAAGAGAAGCUUUAAGUCUGUUGCCGAAGCUGCCAGAGUGUCUCAAAAAUCGAAUGAGAAACAGAACGGAGAGACGAGGAUUGAACCUGACAGAUCGCAGUAAUACUGCAGAAACGCUACAAAUUACAGG